This is a messenger RNA of Oryzias melastigma (Indian medaka), 831 nucleotides long. RefSeq names its product transcription factor BTF3. Lineage: Eukaryota; Metazoa; Chordata; Actinopteri; Beloniformes; Adrianichthyidae. Bases 89 to 577 code for a protein of 162 amino acids. Gene Ontology annotation, cellular component: nascent polypeptide-associated complex; cytosol. The record is from RefSeq and is a predicted model, not a curated record. The transcript is spliced from 6 exons.
GAAUCAACGCGUCGACGUCAUUUCCGGCGUCUCCUGCGCUUUUUCCGCUCUCGGGUAGUGACAGUUUGUACCGCGUGUUCACCGCCAGAUGAAAGAGUCAAUAAUGAAUCAGGAGAAGCUGGUCAAACUGCAGGCCCAGGUCCGCAUAGGUGGGAAGGGGUCAGCUCGGAGAAAGAAGAAGGUUGUGCACAGAACAGCCACAGCAGAUGACAAAAAGCUGCAGUUUUCCCUAAAGAAACUAGGAGUAAACAACAUCUCUGGAAUUGAGGAGGUGAACAUGUUUACAAACCAGGGGACAGUGAUCCACUUUAACAACCCAAAAGUCCAGGCCUCAUUGGGCGCCAACACCUUCACCAUCACAGGACAUGCUGAGAACAAGCAGCUGACCGAAAUGCUUCCGGGGAUCCUCAGUCAGUUAGGCGCCGACAGCCUGACCAGCCUCAGGAGACUCGCCGAGAGCCUUCCCAAAGCCGUGGGAGAGCACAAAGUCCCCGUCGCUGCUGCUGAAGACGAGGAGGAUGAAGUUCCAGAUCUUGUGGAAAACUUUGAUGAAGCCUCAAAGAAUGAAGCGAAUUAACCAGGAAACAUUUUAAAGCUUCUCUGGACCCUCUGUGCAUUGGAACACAACAGUGUUCUUGUUGUCAAAUUCUGAUUUGCUUAUAUAUACUUGCCAUAAAGCUAAAAUAUUUUACAGCAGCUUAAAUGUUGUCAAACCAUUUUUGCAGCAUGGAAGUUUUUAUUUUAAUUGCACACUUAUCUUUUUGGCUCUGGGUUUCCUAUCAUAAGACGUAUUGGUUUUUUUAUUAAAUAAAGCAUAAGAAUAUUUAUUAA